Molecule: messenger RNA, 3042 nt
Organism: Oncorhynchus kisutch (coho salmon)
Lineage: Eukaryota; Metazoa; Chordata; Actinopteri; Salmoniformes; Salmonidae
Product: alpha-synuclein-like
Exons: 6
Coding region: 344-673 (109 amino acids)
Biological process (GO): synaptic vesicle endocytosis; chemical synaptic transmission; synapse organization
Cellular component (GO): axon terminus; cytoplasm; neuronal cell body
Molecular function (GO): cuprous ion binding
Source: RefSeq, a predicted model, not a curated record
AGCAGGUUCUGUCUUUCUGUCGCUCGUUCUCUCCAUCACAUGCACACCUGCUUCCUCUUUAUUUCUCUCUCACACUUUCUCUUCUCUCUCUGUCCGCUCAGUCUCUCUCUCCUCUUCUCUCUCAGUCUGCAUCCUGUAGCCCUGAAGUGCAGUCCUCUCUCUCUCCCUAUCGCUCUCUCUCCAUCUCUCUCUGCACCACUUGGAGGAGGAGUCACUGACACACACACUCUCUUUCUCACACACAACCUCUCUCACACACAGUCUGUGUGACCAGCCCAGCCAGCAGCCAGGAGCCAGCAGGCCCGUUUCAGAGCAGGGAAGCCCAGGAGAGACCUAUCCCAGGAUGGAUGUACUGAUGAAGGGGUUCAGCAUGGCCAAGGAGGGGGUGGUGGCCGCUGCGGAGAAGACCAAGGCUGGGGUGGAGGGGGCAGCCGCUAAGACCAAGGAGGGUGUCAUGUAUGUAGGUUCAAAGACAAAGGAGGGAAUGGACGCAGGGGUAAACAUAGUUGCUAACCGCGACCAGGCGAACAUCGUCGGGGACCCCACUGCUGGAGCUGACCUCUUACAGGGAGGCAUGGAGAAUACCGGACAAGCGGAGGAGCCUCAGCCUGUAUACGAGGCAGAAUAUGGAGGAAUGGAGCAGGGAGGAGAAGGAGGAGAAGGCGGUUACUAGUCAUUCCAGGGACCUCUUCUCCCCAGCCCUCCGUUGGUCCCUCGCCCUGCUGUUCCAGACUUCCAGAUGUUCUAUUUAUUUUUUUGUGACUUUAUGGAACCAAACCAGAUACAGACUCUUCCAGAUAACUCUAUACACCUCCUGAUACCCCAUGAGACCCUCUUCUGCCCCCCCCCCCCCACUGUGUUCUGCCCCAUGUAGCUCCCCGCCUUUCUGUUGUUGCUGUCAUGUUGUUACCCCUGGUGUUAUAUUCUCCCUCACACCUCCCAAUACCCUAUCAAGAGACCUACACACACACACACACACACACACACACACACACACACACACACACACACACACACACACACACACACACACACACACACACACACACACACACACACACACACACACAGGGUAAAUGUUAUCAGCCGGAUCACUAAGAUAGACGUCUGAAAAGGACCCAGGUGUGUGGAUAUAUGCCUUCGUUGGUGCUCAUCAAAAGAGAAGAAGGAUUGACCAGAUCUGGGCGUGACCUUGUUAUGCUCAGAGCGUGCGGUUCAGAUUACUACGCAACCACAAUUGUUCCAGCAAGCCGCGGAAUUAAUGCGGCACAAAUAGACGUUCAUCCAUAAUACGUGGAAAUCCGAAAGGAAACUCCAGCCAGCAGACCUGCUGCGAUGAUUAUUCAGGAUGACAGAACCACAGAGAGAUCAUAUCUGAUUGUAGUGUGUGUGUGUGUGUGUUGUGUGUGUGUGUGUGUGUGUGUGUGUUAGACUCGUCAGAUAGUAGGGCAGUUCAGGAGUGUUCUGUCCAUGAGAGGCUGCUGUAGGGACCCGUGCAAUGAACAGAGUGUGUGUGUGUGCAUUUGUUUGGGUAUGUGUGUGUUAGAGUGUGUUUGAGACAUGCCAGAAAGCAAUACAGGUGUUCUGUUAGUUAGUGUGUCCCUUGUUAGAAAUGACAUAGUCUGAGAGGAAGAAAGUUCCUGCAAAGACUGGGAAUCACACAACAACAGAAGCUAUCAAUAUACGCAGUACUUUACAAUGGAUUUGGUCUAGUCUGGGUCUAGUUCUGCCCUGGGUCUGCUGGCAGGGUUGGAAGGGAUGAAAGCAGAACGCGAUACCUGUGGAUCCUGAUAUAUAGAUUAUAGUAAUACCACCGAGCAAUAGUCAGACAGACAGGGGGUUGUCAUAGUAAUACCACCAAGCAAUAGUCAGACAGACAGGGGGUUGUCAUAGUAAUACCACCGAGCAAUAGUCCGACAGACAGGGGGUUGUCAUAGUAAUACCACCGAGCAAUAGUCAGACAGACAGGGGGUUGUCAUAGUAAUACCACCGAGCAAUAGUUAGACAGACAGGGGGUUGUCAUAGUAAUACCACCGAGCAAUAGUCAGACAGACAAACAGGGGUUGGCAUAGUAACACCACCGUGCAAUAGUCAGACAGACAGGGGGUUGUCAUAGUAACACCACCGUGCAAUAGUCAGACAGACAGGGGGUUGUCAUAGUAACACCACCGAGCAAUAGUCAGACAGACGGGAGUUGUCAUAGUAAUACCACCGAACAAUAGUCAGACAGACAGGGGUUGUCAUAGUAACACCACUGCGCAAUAGUCAGAGAGACAGGAGGUUGUCAUAGUAACACCACCAAGCAAUAGUCAGACGGACAAGGGGUUGUCAUAGUAACACCACCGAGCAAUAGUCAGAGAGACAUGAGGUUGUCAUAGUAACACCACCGUGCAAUAGUCAGACAGACAGGGGGUUGUCAUAGUAACACCACCGAGCAAUAGUCAGACAGACGGGAGUUGUCAUAGUAAUACCACCGAACAAUAGUCAGACAGACAGGGGUUGUCAUAGUAACACCACCGAGCAAUAGUCAGAGAGACAUGAGGUUGUCAUAGCAACACCACGAGAAAUAGUCGGACAGACAGGGGGUUGUCAUAGAAGAGCAUCCCACACAGGGAAUGCUGGGAAAUGGAUUUUAAAUUCGAUUUUUGAUUCCCACAAGAGUCAAUGGUUAACGACAGCUGCUCCUGUCAUCAACCAUCUCAGCCACUCAGAACAGGCCUGGGACAGAGUGUGUGUUUGUGUGUGUUAUUUCUUUGAGACCAAUGGAAACUAAUGACUGCAUGUUGCCUUAUUAUGCACUCAAAUUCACACACACACACACACACACACACACACACACACACACACACACACACACACACACACACACACACACACACACACACACACACACACACACACACACACACACAAACCCCAGAUCCAUACAGCACACAAACAAAAACAAACACUCCCACACCACGUUUAAGUUGGCAUCGAAGCGGACUUGCUGAUUUUAUAAACAGUACCAGUGAAUUAAAGACGGUUUUGUUGAAAUCCAAA